AAUGCUUCCCUCACUCUCGGCCAUUGCACUUUCUUUGCUUUCUCUGUCUUCGUAUAGUUACGCGACUUCUACUUGCAAUAUGUCUGGCAACUUGACGAGUACCAAUGGCAUAGGCAGUACACCUGUACAACGCCAUUACAUCUCCUCCGACCAAGCCUCCGCCAUCGUAGCCGCAGCAGCAAAGUCCGCAGCCACAAUCGUACCCCAAAACAUUGCCGUCGUAGAUCCUUCUGGCUUACUAGUCGCUUUCCUGCGCAUGGACAAUGCAUACCCCGGCAGCAUCGACAUCAGCAUCAAGAAAGCGCGCACUUCAGUGCUGUUCAACGGCAUCCCUUCUGCUGCCCUCUACAAUCAAAGUCAGCCCGGUGCUGCCUUGUAUGGCAUUGAAGAGACCAAUGGAGGACUGGUGAUUUUCGGGGGUGGGUUGCCGUUGGUCAAGGAUAAUUAUCUGAUUGGAGCUAUCGGAGUGAGUGGAGGCACUGUUGCGCAGGAUGAAGAGGUUGCACAGGCUGGUGUGAGUUGGUUGAUGAACUCG
Messenger RNA from Aureobasidium uvarum, 535 nucleotides. The record is from the annotation of a GenBank genome assembly. Lineage: Eukaryota; Fungi; Ascomycota; Dothideomycetes; Dothideales; Saccotheciaceae.